Molecule: messenger RNA, 3867 nt
Organism: Myripristis murdjan (pinecone soldierfish)
Lineage: Eukaryota; Metazoa; Chordata; Actinopteri; Holocentriformes; Holocentridae
Gene: tarbp2
Product: TAR (HIV) RNA binding protein 2
Exons: 7
Coding region: 171-1199 (342 amino acids)
Biological process (GO): siRNA processing; regulation of viral transcription; regulation of miRNA processing
Cellular component (GO): RISC-loading complex; nucleus; cytoplasm
Molecular function (GO): pre-miRNA binding; siRNA binding; double-stranded RNA binding
Source: RefSeq, a predicted model, not a curated record
ACGUCAUAAUUUUUCCAAACAACUGCAUUUUCAUUGAGGGUCCGUGCUGCUCUUCACAUGUCGCUGCCUCAUUUGCCGGGGAAAAUACCGUCUAAUGAAAGCAAGUGUCUGUUUUGGUGGGGGGGAUUUGCCAUCCGAAACCGACCGGCUCUAUCUGCGUGGAAUAGGGAAUGAACGACGAGACAACACCGGACAGCUGCAAGAGAAACUCUGGGUGCUCCAGUAUUGAGCAAAUGCUGGCUGUGAAUCCCGGAAAGACGCCCAUCAGUCUGCUGCAGGAGUAUGGAACGCGGAUAGGCAAGACCCCAGUGUACGACCUGCUGAAGGCCGAGGGACAGGCCCACCAGCCCAACUUCACGUUCCGCGUCUCCGUCGGAGAGAUCAGCUGCACCGGCCAAGGGCCCAGCAAGAAGGCAGCCAAGCACAAAGCAGCCGAGGCUGCUCUGAAGAUGCUCAAGGGAGGCUUCGGAGGUCCCGCUGGAGUUGGUGUCGGAGUAGAGGGGUUUAUUGGUGUUGAAGUGCCCGCUGAUGGAGACAGCUCCCAACCAGAAAUGAAGACUUCUGGCACUUCUCAGCAGUCUGAAUGUAACCCUGUGGGAGCUCUGCAGGAGUUGGUGGUGCAGAAAGGAUGGCGUUUGCCAGAGUACACUGUCACCCAGGAAUCCGGUCCAGCACACCGCAAAGAAUUCACCAUGACCUGCAGAGUCGAGAGAUUUGUAGAAAUUGGAAGUGGCACAUCCAAAAAGCUAGCCAAGAGGAACGCAGCAGCUAAGAUGUUAUCACGUAUCCACGAUGUCCCAGUAGACCUGAGGACCAGCAACGAUGCCGACACAGAAGAGGACACAUUCACCAUGCACAUGGGGAGCAGAGCUGAGUCAGGCAAGUGUAAAGGCUUCGGCUGCACGUGGGACUCGCUGAGGAACUCAGCCGGGGAGAAGAUCCUGCAGCUGCGCAGCCACCCGCUGGGCGACUCCAACUUCUGCUCCCUGCUCAGUGACCUGUCAGAGGAGCAGCGCUUUGAUGUCAGCUACCUGGAUUUAGAGGAGCGCAGUCUGAGCGGCCUGUGCCAGUGUCUCGUGGAGCUGUCGACCCAGCCAAUUACAGUGUGCCAUGGCUUCGCCCCAAGCACCGAUGCCGCUCGCGCCAACGCUGCCCACAAUGCACUACAAUACCUCAAAAUCAUGGCCGGGGGGAAGUGAUGUGCCGUGUCAUCUUCCUCCUCACAGACUGAAACACGCCACUACAAUGCCAUGAUAGAUUCUCAACUCUGGAGGACGGAGACACUUCUGUUGUCAUCAAAAUGACCAUUGCCUUUUUGAUUAGAUUGAAUUACUUUAAUUACCUGAGAUGGGGAAAUUGAGACUUCUUCCCAUCCCAAAAUUACCCCUGGAGCCCCCUUAAGUUGGCCUGAUUGAAUUGUAAUUGUUGCCAAUGAAGAUAUGGUUGCCCAAAAAUACACCCCCAUCCCUCCCUUGACUUUUUGCACGUGUUUACUUUACAAAUGAUUUCGAAAUGCAUUGAGAUAUUUGGAUUUUUUUUUUUUUUUUUUUUUAUCAUCCAUGCAUUGAACGGCAUUCUAUCAAAUUGUGGAAUAAGCUAGUUACUUGAGAAUGGCGUUUGGAUCCUGUUCCUUGAGUUUAAAAACCCCAAAAUCAAUCUCCACAAUCCCAACAUUGUAUGUGGGAAACGGAGAUGGUGCCCCUGCAGUGAGUUGCAAAAGAAAUGCUGAUAUUUUCCAAGAAAAAGUGCAAAAGGUCAAAGGGGGUGAUACAAAGGGGAUUGGUAUGGAAUCCCUGAUCCUUGGUGCUUCACCUAAUGACGAUUCGGAUGGAUGGAUGUCAACUCAGAUGUCUCGUCAUGCUGCUGAAACAUGGAGACAAGGACUCUACCAGAAGAUAAUUAUUUUAAAGACAGUCCCACUGGCAGAGGAAUCUUUAUUUUGUCACUCUGAAAGAUGAUGGUUUUGGUUGUAUGUUGGUUUCGUAGUUGCCAACCCUAAAACAGACUGAAUUUGCCACUGUGGUAUGUUUAAUAUCGGGCCUUAAAGGUUUGAAUUUAAAGAUUUUUUUCCCCACUCUAAGAUUUAGUUAAGAAUUAUACCAGGAUGGAGGAUGUGCUAGAAAUCAGUAUCAUGAUAAUCAUACAGAUUUUUAAAAUAUCUAUAUAUCAUGAUAUGGCUUACUUAUGUAAAAUCACACCAAAUACUCAAAUUGAGGUUCAUCACACUGAACUGAACAGUGGCGUCAAGUGUUAUGUCAAACAAAAUAAUGUUCCUUAAAAUGUUUAAUGCCUCAUUUUGUUGAAGGUUUUUAAAUUAAAAGUAGCUUAUUAUCAGUUUAGACAACACAGUUUUAUAUCACAUUAUCACCAUAUGAUUUCACUGACAGGCAGUAAGUGAUAAUGCUGAAUUAUUGCCCCGUCCUGGGAUUACAAUUAAAUAAGGGAUCUCAUCAAAUCAGUUGUUUGUAGUCUGAAAGUUAACCACAUCUAUUUGUUUCCUUGUUUGCUGGAUUUUACAAUUACACUUUGGGAGGAAAAUCAAUAGAUAGCAGUGUAUGGGUUAAUUAAAUGUCAAUACCGCGGUCCAUUGUCCCCUAAGAUGUGCUUGCAUGAGUUUGCCAGAUAAAUGUAAUGGAGACUGAUUUUAAGGCAUUUUAGAAAUUCACCACCAAAUCGUACUGUUGUGUGAAACAGUUGUGAUAUUGACUCCAGAACAUGCUUAAAUAAAUUACUGUUCUUUCUUAUUGAGGCUACAAUUUCACAUAUUUCAAUUUUGGGUCUAAAUAGUUGGGCUACUUGAUGGAAAACACUGCAACAAUAAGAUUAGACUGACUCUGUCAUGUGCAAACAAUAUAGCAAUAUUGGAACUGUUGACAACUUCUUCAGCUCUUUUCUACCAGUUACAUAUUUCUUAAUGUUUUACAUACCACUCAGUUGGAAUGUAAAGAAAAUAAAGAUUGCAACAUGACUGUGGCGAAAGAGAUGACUUAAGUGAUGCUGUACCCUGAUAAUGAAAUGUUGCAAUAGCUGGAUCAUAAAAAACAUGUCAAAACCAGCCUUUUGACUUGGAGCCUUAUUAAGUUACCAUAUACUGUCAUGGUGUAUUGAUGUCAUUGUCUCAAGAGUGACUGUCUGCUCAUGCUGUUGCCCAUCCAGUGCUGUUUUGGGGUCCCUUAGGAUGUUUUCUGUCACCUGUAAUGGAUUAACAAGUCUGUUGGGUUGCAGUUCACUUUUGUUCUCCAGUGCUGCUGUGGUAUGAUCAGAUCAGUGUUAAUCCACGUUGUCUGUGUGAUCUGUAACGAAACCUGAAAAUUUGAAAGUUUCACAAUGAGGAAAAUAUGCCAGACUAUCUUCUUUAAUUACUGCUACGUUCUUGUGCUAUCAACCUUGCUAAAGUUAUUAUGACCUAUCUGCUGUUGUAUUUCCGUGCACUCAGCUGAAAAAGUCAAAGUACUGACAACGGUAAAGAGCUUGAACUACCUGAAUUGAUCACUUCCUUUUGCACAAUGCCGGCUGACCAACCUUGUGUAGAUCUACCUCUCCUGGUACACAGUACAGUAUGUUUGAUGUAACCUUGACUUUAUUAUCUAGGUGGUGACUCCCAUAUAAGUUAAAAAGGUAGCAUAUUGUCUCUAAUUCUUGAAAUAAGAAUAUUUGGUUUGUUGGUUAAUCGUGUGUGCUGACACCACUCAGCAUCACUGCCUGGAAGUACUGUCUGAGAUGAAUCAGAAGAUGGGGGAGAUGCCGCUUAUGAUGGUAGAAAAUGUCAUCUGAUAUGGCAAAACAAACAGUGAACUGAAGUGAAAUGUGACCACCAUGUGAAACUGACUGUGAGUUGCUUUCAAAUAAAGCAUUUUUGACAUUUUA